Messenger RNA from Ostrinia furnacalis (Asian corn borer), 837 nucleotides. RefSeq names its product ribosomal silencing factor RsfS-like protein, 312 (gene RsfS312). Gene Ontology annotation, molecular function: ribosomal large subunit binding. Bases 81 to 803 code for a protein of 240 amino acids. The transcript has 3 exons. Lineage: Eukaryota; Metazoa; Arthropoda; Insecta; Lepidoptera; Crambidae. Gene Ontology annotation, biological process: negative regulation of ribosome biogenesis; negative regulation of translation. Gene Ontology annotation, cellular component: mitochondrion. The record is from RefSeq and is a predicted model, not a curated record.
UUUUGAAUGUCAGUUCAGUCAGUGUAAAAGUUGCAACUUAUUUUUAAUGAUUAAUUAAUAGAUUUGAUAUAAAUACAAUCAUGCUAAGAACUACUGUCUUGCGAGCUUGUGCUCGCCAGAUAAUAAACACGAGAACUGUACAGAAUUCAGUGGAUAGUGCCGCAAUCCGUAGGCAAAUACAUUGCAGUGUUUGUUCACAAAGUCCUCGGCAAAUACCAAAGUCAAACAAUGUCCCUACUCCUGCAAUGGCUAGUAAAUAUGAAAUUAUAAAUGAAGAUAAUUCAUCAGUGAUCCAGAAUACUGCCGAGGAAAUACAGUCAGAUAAUCCUUACCCAAUACUCAGUGAUGAAUUUGAUGGAAUUAAUUUGAAAAGGGGUGUAUCAGGAGUCUUUGAAAUUGAAGAUUUAGUAGAAUUGUUGCAGAGAGAAAAUUCAAAGGACAUAUUUGUAGCAAAUGUACCACCGGAAAUAAACUAUGUUGAGUACAUUUGUAUAGUCAGUGGUCAAAGUAAACGACAUGUUUUGGCACUUGCAGAGUUUGUAAGAAGAGUAUAUAAAAAGAAGUGCUUUGAAAGUGACCCUAUACCAAGAAUUGAGGGAAAAGAAUCCAAUGAGUGGAUGGCUUUAGACUUAGGAAACAUAGCACUUCAUAUUUUCUCAGACUCAACUCGUAAAGUUUAUGAUUUGGAAACACUUUGGUCAGUGGGUCCAGAAUUUGAUGACCUGACAAAUAAGAAGAGCACUAGUACUGAUAUCUUUGAAAACUAUAGUGCAUUAUUAAGGGACCUGAAACCAUUAGAAUAAAAUAAUUAAUGUAAUAAAGGAUGUAAAUAAAUUA